AUGCUCGACAGGGGGAGGACAGAGUACACAGCGCAUCUGGAGAGUACUAGGGUGGUCCAGGCGGGGCUCGCCGCUGACGUAGACGGUCUCGGGGCGCAGGAGGCGUGGGACGACGACACCCGGCGCGGGGUGCAGGAGUGGGUGGGCGAUACAGCGUCGGUAUGGAGAUGCUUGAGGAGAAAUCGAUAUGACACCGACAAGGCGCACGCACUGCUCUUAUCAACCCUUUCCACACGGCUCGACAUGGCCCUGCAUAGUCCCCUCCCAGCCAUAUUACCAUACACCGACACGCCCCUCUUCCAUGUCCUGCCCCUUCCACUACACACGGAUAGACAAGGUCGCCCCGUGGCAGUCCUCACCGUGCGCGAGAUAAGGCGGGAUGACGAAGGCCGCUUGGACGAUGUCAAAGAGUGGAUGUGGUGGGCUUUGGAGAUGUGUCGGAGAACCACGAGGGAUUGGUGGGGGGGAGGUAUGUGGGAUGGGAGUACAAACAGCGCUUCAAAGGGGAAGGCGGAGGGACAAGGGGGAGAGGGGUUGGUGUUGGUGGUCGAUGCUGCCGGGGCUGGGUAUCGUAAUCUCGAAGUGGACCUUCUCCCGACGCUUCUCUCUAUUGGACACAACAACUUUCCCGGCCUACUCGAGGCAGUAUACAUUGUCAAUGCUCGUUGGACACACCAGAGCAUGUGGAGUGUCGUUAAACACCUGCUUCCAAAGUCUGCCUUGGAAAGAGUCGACUUUAUAGAUAGCAAGGCCGCAUUGGAGAAGAAAUUCGAGGUGGGGAGGCUACCUCGAGCGCUGGGAGGCGAGAGUGACUACGACUUUGCACCCUCCAACAACCCCAUCUACACCUACUACUCCCAUCACCCCUCCUAUCCCCCUACGAUCCCCUCCGCCAACACCAUCUCUCGCACUUCCUCCGCCACAUCCAUAGCCGACAUCUACUACUCCUCCCGCAACACCCCGCUCAGCAGCCUCGCCCCGUCCCCGCUGAUGAGCAGGCGAAACAGCUCGACAGGCCAUCUGCGCAGGGUGGGCUCGGGUUUUCGGACUGGGUAUGGGGAGAGGCUGAGGAUGACCAAAAGCCGGGACGAGAGGGUGCUGCUUGAGCCAGUGAAGGAGGGGAUAAAGAAGGUGGCCUCGGCGCCUGAUGUUGUUGCUAUCGCCAUGCCCGACGACAACGCGCCUGCAUCACGUCAUCUUCCUGUCUUUGACUCUUCUACAACCACCAGCGCCGCUCCAUCCCCACCUCAGGAAAAGCACUAUCCCCAUACCCAGUCAAGCAGUGCAUUACAGAGGAUAAAGUCCAUCUCGGACUUUCAUCUCUACCUCUCUCCUUCAAGGCUGGCAAAUAUCGAUCUGUUGUCGGAUUCUGAUCCGGAGGAUGAUCAUCCGCCGCCUCCUCCUGUGCCGCUUACGCGGAGGAGAAAGUUUCUCCGUCCGGCAUUAUUGGAUCAAGACCUCAUCCCGCCUUCGGGACAAGUGCCGCAGCCGCAGAAGAGACCAUCCCUCCAGAUCAGUGGUGUACCGAGGCAUAUGCAGGAUCUCGCGGCGGAUGCAGGCAGGACGUAUUCGGGCAUGUUGCAGGAGCAUCACGCAAAGUGGCUGAAAGAGUGGACUGGGACGAAAGAAGAGUUGGGGUUGAAGGAUAGGGAAAAGCAGAUAGAAAAGCCAGAGGAUCCCGAAGAAACGGAAGAGCCGGUGAAGACGAUAUCCGUAUCCCCGCCUGCCGGACAGCGCCCCGCAUCCCCAGUCAUGCUAGAACCACCUUCCCUCCCCACACCCCUUCCCUCACCCCCAACAACCUCCUUCUCUAUCAAACCUUACUCGUCCUCAAACCCCUUCUUUGGCUACCCCGUCGUUCAAUCCGGCAACUCCAUCCACCCCCGCUAUCCCCGGCGAAAGAGGGAUCUCGCAAAAACGCUCUUGUUCUUGUUGAUGCUCAAGCUGCAGAGCUGGAGGGAUGCUCUAGAGAGAUCGUUGGGGUUGAAUAAACUGCAUAUGCCUGGCAUCUUUCGACGGCCUUCGGCAGUCAGACGCGGAGUGGGUCCGUCUGAAGGACUCGUCAGGUCUAUGAUGGGCGGCAGUUUGAACGGCAACGGUCAAGGAAAGGGUGGCAGACAAGUGGGAAAGAUAGGGAGUUGGGAUAAAGACUGGUGGUGGAUGAUUAUCGGGGUGUUGCUUUUGAGGGGAACGUGGGGAAGGUUGAUGUUGGCGCCGUUGGAGGCUUUGGGGUUUGGCACCGGGGAGUGGCGGGGUACUUUUGGAGCAGGAGGCUGA
Messenger RNA from Cryptococcus wingfieldii CBS 7118, 2277 nucleotides. RefSeq lists its product as hypothetical. NCBI's taxonomy places the organism in Eukaryota, Fungi, Basidiomycota, Tremellomycetes, Tremellales, Cryptococcaceae. The transcript has 4 exons. The record is from RefSeq and is a predicted model, not a curated record. Bases 1 to 2277 code for a protein of 758 amino acids.